Oryza brachyantha (malo sina) is the source of this 1076-nucleotide messenger RNA. RefSeq names its product formin-like protein 3. NCBI's taxonomy places the organism in Eukaryota, Viridiplantae, Streptophyta, Magnoliopsida, Poales, Poaceae. The record is from RefSeq and is a predicted model, not a curated record. The coding region runs from base 77 to 823 and encodes 248 amino acids. The transcript is spliced from 2 exons.
CGCCUCAGCGAAGCAACGCCACCACCCGUUUCGCACUUCACAUCCCCGGCCCCAUCGAUCCACCGACCGUGCAGCAAUGGGCUCCAGUGCGGCGGCCAAGGUCGCCGUCCUACUCCUGGCAGUGGCGGCGCUCCUCGCCGCGGCGAGCGCGCAGGGCCGUCGAAGCUUCGCCGGUGCGGCCAGGUUGAGCUCGAGCUUCGCCGCCGUGCGCGGGGACGACGACGACGACGACCACCGCAAGGAUGACGGCCACUGGAAGUGCUACUCCUCCUGCAUGAGCAAGUGCUGCGACGACGACGACGGCGACAAGGCCAAGGCUGCCGUCUCCGUCGUCGGGGACGACGACGACCACGACGACCAUGACCACGACGACGACGACGAAGGCGACUACCACAAGUGCAAGGCGGAGUGCCUCGGGGGCUGCUUCAAGGACGUGCCGGGCGUCUGCUACCACAAGUGCGUCGCCGAUUCCUGCAUCAAGCUGCCACCCUAUAGCUCCGACAGGGUGGAGUGCUUCAAGAAGUGCGGCCACAAAUGCUACCACGACGACGACGGCCCGAAGCCCAAGCCCAAGCCGAGCCCACCGAAGCCUGGGCCGAAGCCCAAACCCAAGCCUAGCCCGCCAAAGCCCAAGCCGAAGCCUAGCCCGCCAAAGCCCAAGCCGAAGCCGAGCCCACCAAAGCCUGGGCCGAAGCCGAGCCCACCAAAGCCUGGGCCGAAACCGAGCCCGCCCAAACCGUGGUGGCCAAUACCGCUGCCUAAGCCGCCGUGUCCCCCCGGCGCCGCCGUGAAGUCGUCGCCGGCCGACGAGAAGAAGAACUGAUCAGAUGACACGCACGUAUACGACGCAAAUGAUCAAGUGGAGCUCGCUGAAGUUACGGAGUAAAUACAGCCAGGGCGACUUCUGAUUGCUGCAAAUUAGUUACUACAGAUGACAUACGCGAUGUAAUUGUCAAGUGAUUAUCUUUAAACUUGCCAUAUGUAUGCCUAAUCCUAUGGAUGAAUUCUACAUGUGUACUAUUGAAUUCGGGACAGUGCAUCUACACUCUCUAUAGAUAAAUUCCGAUUUGUUGCUC